AUGCAGUCACCGAUUGAAGAAGGGUUUUUCGAUCGGAAGGACACCAAACGACGCGAUACCAUCCAGUUAAGCAGCGGAAUGCGUUAUUUGCGACGACUUCGAUUUCGUGUCUACUACUUCCUUGAUCAUCCAAUGAGUUCAAGAAGCACCUGGUAUCAUUUUGGCGUAUUUAGUUUCGUACUCAUGGCUGUUGUACUUGGAGCAACCAGUUACGCAUGGGACGAUUACUUUUUGAAAGAGGUGCAUCUUUACAUGGAGAGCGUACUGGCCUUAUUUUUUCUUUCUGAAUUUUUUGUACGAAUGUGGAGCGUCUCUGCAGAUGCAAAGUAUGUCGGGUGUAGAGGUCGAUUACGAUACCUUACGCGAUUGGUUUCCGUUGUAGAUAUAAUAAUUAUAGUCGUAACUAUAAUGAUGGUAUAUCUGGAGAAACGUUACGUCUCAGACGGUACCCUAGAUUACUUGAGGCUCGUUCAGAUACUUCGCCUAUUUCACAUCGAUCGACAGAUGUCCACCUGGCGUCUUAUCAAGAACAUGAUUAUGCUGGGCAAAUGGGAAUUACUAGCUGCUUACUAUAUUACUUUCAUAUUAUGUUUACUGAUGGUUAAUCUUAUAUUCAUAAGCGAAAAUGAGGGUUUCACCUGGCAGAUCCCAAAGAAUUCUUCGGAGAUUACCAAGUCAAGCUCAUUUCCAACGCUUGCACAUGCAUGGUGGUUUACCAUUGUGUCAAUACUUACUAUUGGAUACGGCGAUAUCGUCCCUUCACAAUGGACGUCAAGAAUUAUCGUUUGCUUCUUAGGUUUUCUAGCUUACUGCACCUUUGUUGCAGCUUCCACACAAAUAUCAGUAGGAUUGACAUUAAUGAUGGAAGAGGAUAAUAAGAAGGAAUGUCGGAACAAAAUACGAAGCACCGCAGCUUCUGUGAUUCAGUGUUGGUAUCGCUUCCAUUUGGCAAGUGAAGCGGAAAGAAAAAUGACCGAGUAUUUCCGACGUAUAUGUUUUAAACUGUACGUAACUGACAAACGAAUGAACAGAAAUCACCAACUUGCGGCUAAACUGCGCGAGAACGUUGUCAAAAGAAAGAAAAUGCGCAGCACUGUUGUGACGCCUGACUCAUGGAAACAGCAGUUAGGGAUUGGCGUAGCCCAGCAUAUCAUGCAAACAAUCAAUUUUGAAGUCCCCCGCAAUCGGAGGGUUACUGAACUCAAAAGGAACUGGAGUGUCCCAGAGACAGAAUCACAUAAAGAAGUGGAUACCAAUGAGUCUGCAAAGGUAUACCAACGUCGAGGAUCGUCCGAAACUAUCAUAUCAUCAUCAUUUGAUAUUUCCGACAUUGAAACACGCAUCGAUACGAACAACAUGUACGAAGAAGAUCGAUCGGAUUCCAAUACAUCUGAAAUAGACGAUUGGAGGCUGUACAAAUACAAACCACUUCUGCGAUUUUUCAAUUUUCUCCUUUUUCGUGAGUAUACCAAAAAAUUUCGACGCUUACGCAAAGCAGAUCUUCUCUUGGAGCUUGAUGCUGAAAUCAGAGAACAGGAGAAUGUUCGGCAGCAGAAUCUUAGAGAGCUUGAGCUGAGAGUGAAUGCAAUGUUAGGAAGACCGACUACAUCUCCUUUCCAUUCAAAUGAGAGCGAAAAACUGUGCAUGAGCCGAAGGUUGGAUCUGUGCGAGUCAAAAAUGCUUGAAAUGAGGCGCACUAUGGACAAAAUACACAUCCUUGUUCGCGAGCUGGCCAAAAUCCUCGAGGUGCCGACUCACCAGGCUCUUCCGCCUACUCCUCCAGGGCGGAGGGUCAGACAUCAUCGUCGUCACAAUUCUCUUCGAAGACAACACGUGCAAGGGGAAGAAAGUGAUGAGGAUGAAUAA
Molecule: messenger RNA, 1866 nt
Organism: Necator americanus (New World hookworm)
Lineage: Eukaryota; Metazoa; Nematoda; Chromadorea; Rhabditida; Ancylostomatidae
Exons: 19
Coding region: 1-1866 (621 amino acids)
Biological process (GO): potassium ion transmembrane transport
Cellular component (GO): membrane; voltage-gated potassium channel complex
Molecular function (GO): voltage-gated potassium channel activity
Source: RefSeq, a predicted model, not a curated record